CAUGGUUGGCUGCCUACCUUAGGUGGUAUAUGCAGCUCUCGUGUAGCUGAAUUUGUGAUACUUCCCUUGCCCCCUUUGACAAUCCCUUCAACUAUCUCGACAAUCCUGAUACAUCCUACCUUGUACCAUUUCGGUGCUAUCUUGCCAUGUCACUUCUUUGAUUAUAUUGCAGGAACAUCCACCGGAGGCCUAAUAGCCAUAAUGCUGGGUCGUUUCAGGAUGACUGUCGAUGAUUGUAUCCACGAAUACGAAACUCUCUCUGGUGCCGUGUUUGGUCAUUCUCGUUGGAUUCAUGACAUGAACACUGUGGGCGUUUAUAAGCGUUGCAAAUACAGCACCCAGAAGUUCCAUGAUGUGAUCACCGAAGUUAUCAUGCGCCGAGUAGAAAGGGGUCAAUACGAUCGCCAAAAUGCUCGAUUUAACACAGAAAGUGGACUUUGCAGAGUCUUGGUGAUCGCAAACAAGAAAGAAGCAGAGGGCAUAGUAACAGAUGUUCGGUUUUUUCGUUCAUACGAAAUAUACCCACAUCCAGCAUCUUUUCACAUGACAUUCAUCCUUUCGGACAAACUUCAGAGAUGAACACGGCGAAAGGCCAGGGGACAUUUGUGUGUGGCAUGUCGCACGAGCGACUACAGCUGCCCCAUUAUAUUUCGAGCCCCUGAAGCUCACA
Hypoxylon fragiforme is the source of this 670-nucleotide messenger RNA. RefSeq lists its product as uncharacterized. NCBI's taxonomy places the organism in Eukaryota, Fungi, Ascomycota, Sordariomycetes, Xylariales, Hypoxylaceae. The transcript is spliced from 3 exons. Bases 202 to 579 code for a protein of 125 amino acids. The record is from RefSeq and is a predicted model, not a curated record.